Colletotrichum karsti is the source of this 699-nucleotide messenger RNA. RefSeq names its product pyridoxamine phosphate oxidase. The record is from RefSeq and is a predicted model, not a curated record. The transcript is spliced from 3 exons. NCBI's taxonomy places the organism in Eukaryota, Fungi, Ascomycota, Sordariomycetes, Glomerellales, Glomerellaceae. Bases 1 to 699 code for a protein of 232 amino acids. Gene Ontology annotation, cellular component: nucleus; cytoplasm.
AUGGAUCAACAAGUACCCCUCAACUACGAGGCCUCGGCCGGCGAUACUAACAAGCAGGUUACUGCGACUCUGCCCCAAGAGGUCGUCCAAUGCCUGGAGAACGCGCGAUUCCUUCACCUCGCUACGUGUACCGAUAACAUCCCGAAUGUUUCCCUCAUGAACUACACCUACCUCCCCUCGUCCACCUACUCGUCUGGUCCGGUCAUCGUCAUGACCACAAACCCCGCCUCGAGAAAGACGCAGAACCUCCUAUCGAACCCCAACGUCUCUCUCCUCGUCCAUGACUGGUCCUCCCACCGACCCCCAACCCACGGCCGACGUCCCUCCGGCGGCAGUCCCGGUCCCGAACACCGCUCCAGCCUAGCUUCGCUCCUCCUCAACCUCAACACAGCUGCGGUAUCCAGCAUCAGUGCCACAAUCAACGGAACGGCGAGGUUAGUCGACAACGGCUCCGACGAAGAAAAGUUCUACCGCGAGGCGCAUCUCGAAAACAACACCUUUGAUGAGGGCGGCCAGACGUUCAACCCGAGCGUGCAGGCCGAGGACGGAGGGAGGGGUUGCUUCGUUGCCGGCGAGGAAGUACGAGUCAUUGUUGUCACGAUCAAAGAGAUGAGAAUCAGCGACUGGAAGGGCGCCGUGAGGGAUUAUGUCCUUACAGAGGGUGCCCCUGCGGCUGCCCAGGUCAAUGGCGUGCGGUAG